Molecule: messenger RNA, 714 nt
Organism: Acanthosepion pharaonis
Lineage: Eukaryota; Metazoa; Mollusca; Cephalopoda; Sepiida; Sepiidae
Source: the annotation of a GenBank genome assembly
AUGGAAAUCAAUACGCGCAUGGUGUCGUCAUCACCUCACGUGACCUUCGUCAGCAGCCAAAAACAAACAAAAAAAAUAAAUAAGAGAUUUAUCUCGUUUUUUGGGGUUUUUUUUUUUUAUUUCUUUUCUUUCCUCUUCUUUUUCCAGUUACUUUUUACUUUUCCUCAUUUUUUUUAUCAAUCUUUCUUCUUUUUUAGGCUUUUAUUCUUUUUUCACUUUCUUUCUUUAAAUUUUCGAUUUCAUUCUUUCUUCGUCGCCGCUUUUCAUCUUUCUUUUCUUCUGUUUCUUUGCUUUUCAUCGUUUUUCAUCUUUCUUUUCUUCUGUUUCUUUUCAUCGUUUUUCAUCUUUCUUUUCUACUGUUUCUUUUCAUCGUUUUUCAUCUUUCUUUUCUACUGUUUCUUUUCAUCGUUUUUCAUCUUUCUUCUCUACUGUUUCUUUUCAUCGUUUUUCAUGAUUCUUUAUUCUGUUUCUUUACUUUUCAUCGUUUUUCAUCUUUCUUUUCUACUGUUUCUUUUCAUCGUUUUUCAUCUUUCUUUUCUAUCAUUUCUUUUCAUCAUUUUUAAUCUUUCUUUUCUUCUGUUUUUCUAUUCAUCGUUUUUCAUCUUUCUUUUCUACUGUUUAUUUUCAACGUUUUUCAUCUUUCCUUUCUUCUGUUUCUUUUCAUCUUUAUUUUCUACUGUUUAUUUCCAUCGUUUUUCUUCUUUCUUUGCUUGA